Messenger RNA from Rosa chinensis, 1067 nucleotides. RefSeq lists its product as uncharacterized. The transcript is spliced from 3 exons. Bases 402 to 1067 code for a protein of 221 amino acids. Lineage: Eukaryota; Viridiplantae; Streptophyta; Magnoliopsida; Rosales; Rosaceae. The record is from RefSeq and is a predicted model, not a curated record.
UGAAGAUUAGUGAGCCUGAAGAAGUUCCAACUCAGGCUAGCAGAGCUCCAACCUGUGAUCCAUCUGACAAGGGAAAGCAGAAGGUUGAGUUUGAGGAUACGGUGGAUGAUUACUUCAGUGAGGAUGAUGGUUUCAUUCAAGAAGAGGAAGAAGAUGUUCAGUUUAAGGAACCUAGUUCUGGAGAUGAGGAAGAUGAUGGUUCUGAUGAUGAUGAUUACAACCCUGCUGCAGAUGAUGAUGAGUAUGCAGCCUAUGGGGUAGAUGAUGACUUUUUAUUUGACUAGUUAACAGAACAAGAAGUUCAUGAUGGUGUGGGAGAGAGACCUUCUGUAGUUGCUGAAAAUGUGAAUGUGAAUGGGAGUAGUGAGGAUCAAUUUGGGACUAACGAAGAUAAUGAGAAUAUGUUUGGGGCAGUGGAUUCAGAUCAAGAAGGGAUAGGUCAAGAAUAUGACUCUGAUGAUGAUGGGGUGCAGGAAAGGUUUCCUGAGUUUAACCCAAAGGUAGAUAUGGAGGACCCUUACUUUUGUAAAGGUAUGAAGUUUGCAACAGCAAAGAUCCUUAGAGCUGCUAUAAGGGAGAGGGCCAUUCAAAAAGGCUGGGAAGCUGUAUUUGUGAAGAAUGACAAGGUCAGAAUUAGGGCCAUAUGCAUGGCAGAUGACUGUCCGUUUGAGUUGUAUGCCUCAAAGAUGCAACAUGAGGAUACAUUGAUGAUAAAGACAUAUAAUGGAACACAUAACUGUGCAAGGGUUCUUGACAACAGUAUGGUGAAGACUCCAUAUUUGACAAGGAAAUUUGCUGAGCAGAUCAAGCUGAACCUUAGCAUUUCAACAGAGUGUCUGCAACAGACCAUGGCAGCUGGGGUCAGAGCCAGGGUUUCGUUCCAACAAGCUUACAGGACAAAGAAGGCAGCUUUGAGCCUACUGGAGAAGUCCAUUAAGGAGCAAUAUGCUAGGGUUCAGGAUUAUGCAAAGGAGCUGAAAAGGGUUGAUCCUGAGACAAGUGUUGAUAUUAAAGGGGAUUCAAGGCUGGUUGUAGACCAAUACUGGGACUGGAUGGAUGCCACUUAA